Messenger RNA from Drosophila miranda, 1856 nucleotides. RefSeq lists its product as uncharacterized. The transcript is spliced from 4 exons. Gene Ontology annotation, molecular function: oxidoreductase activity. Lineage: Eukaryota; Metazoa; Arthropoda; Insecta; Diptera; Drosophilidae. The record is from RefSeq and is a predicted model, not a curated record. The coding region runs from base 329 to 1564 and encodes 411 amino acids.
CAGUCACGAAAAUGUGACUGCGCGCUGUGUAAAGUUGCAUAAACAUACGAUCGGAAAACUUUUAUAAGAUGAUUCAAAACCAGUUUCGCGCCACUCUGCGGAUCUCUGGAAACGGUUGCUUGAGCACAUAUAAAGCUGACUGAACCUCGGCUGCCGGUGGUCGUUGCAAUUCAGUUCAUAGCACUCUGCGGCGCGAGGCAGGCGCCGUAAAUUGAGCAAUCAACCGACCACCCGUCGAGAGCCCGGGAAAAAUAAUGCUAAACUUGCCCAUAUUCAAGCAAUUGUAGAUUUGCCAAAUAGAUUAACUAAUGCAAAUUGACUUGACAAUAUGACGAAUGGCGUAUACACGGACAGCGGCGAGCAUGAAUCGUCGGCCAGUGGGAAAAUGCAUUCAGCGCAGGCCCCCAAAAAUGGGCAUAAUGAUGCCGAGGCGGAGCAGUAUCUGGAGCACCUGCUGAAGGACGGCAGCCAGGAGGGUGAUAGCGGGUCUGAGUUGGAGCUUCCGCCAUGGUUCGAUGAGCAGCUGUUCAAGCGCGCUCAAGGGUACUAUAGCACAUAUCGCUUCGUGAUGAAUGCGGGGAUGCUGGCCGGGCUGAUUUCCGUUCUAGCCGUGCCCUCGAUUCUCCGAGUACUUGCCUGCACGCGACAAUCAUCAACUGCAUUCACAGCUUAUCGAAGAUACGUGCGCACUAUUUUCCAUACCCAAUCCUGGUACAAUAAUUCCGUGGCGGACAGAAAGAGCAAGUUCUGGACCAGCAUCGCGGCUGUUAGACAGGCCCAUGCCCGCUCUAGUCAUGCGUGUGCCAGGCGUGGAGCCGGGCAGAUCACGCAGAAGGACCUGGCCCUGACCCAGUUUGGAUUCAUUGGCUUCAUAACCCUUGGAGCUCAUCGCAUACAGCUGUACGAUAAUGAUUUCCUAGAGGCCACCACCCAUAUGUGGAGAGUUCUGGGCUAUUUACUGGGCAUCAAGGAUGAGUACAACAUCUGCGGUCGGAACUGGGCCGAGUCCAAGACCCGCCUGGACAUAGUGAUGCGAAAAGUUUACGAGCCAGCGCUGGAGCACACAACUGAGGAGUUUUAUCGCAUGACAGAGGCCCUUAUCCAGGGACUGUGGCACGUCAACACAAUGCUCUCAGUUGGGGCUAAUAUCUUCUUCACCAAGCGACUGGCCUGCGUAAAGGGCUACGAGUACUACAGUUUCGACCAUCGGGUCGGGGAGAAGCGGGAUCCCCAGCAGAGAUUGUACUACUACGAUUUAAAGCUGUGGGAUCGGCUGAUCGUCAGCUACGGGCUGUUUAUUGUCACCUUUCUGCACAAGUAUGCCAUUGUGCGGUGGUAUUUGAACUUUCGCGUAUGGCUGGUGGAUCUGCUCACGUACUAUUUGCCCUACAUUGCCAUUUGGAAGUUUGGCGUCAAGUCCGCCUACGUGCGAAUCUUUCGAAAGGGAGCUUCUCUUUACUCAAUGUGCGGCGGCUCCUCAACGUGCGGUGGCUCCUCAACCUGCGGCGGCUCUUCAACUUGCGGCAUCUUCUCAACGUGCGUGUCAACGAUUUCCGCUGAAUAGAAUACAUUGAUAUAUUAUCAGAAGAAUAUUAUAUUAAUUUUACUAAUUUACUCAUUUCUAUCUUGCUGUUCUAAGAAAGUCUUAUACAAUUGAACGACACCGUUUGGCUCUGCGUCGAGUUUUUCCUGUCCAAACGUCACACUUAUUGGCCCGCAUUCGUUUGGUUUUCGGUUCUUUUCAUGUUUUGUUCCUUGUUUUGUGGUAUGGUUCAUAUAUGCCUCAUAUAAAUGUAUUACAACGUCGAUGUUCGCACCCUCGAUUCGAUAUUCACCAAAUUCAAUAUACAUUUUUA